CGAUAACUUUGAUUGGCCCUUGUGCGAUCUCUAACGUUUAAUAAGUUGUAUUUUGUGAAAUGUUGCUAAUGAAAAUUCGCUAAUAACUGUAUAAAAACAACUGCAUUGUGCUGCGUGGCGUGUUUGGGCAACUAAAGGCAGUGGGAACUGCGCAUAUCCAGCACCGACCGUGAUUUGGAGGCGUGGCAGCGCCAAACCGGCGACCAGUAACCCAAAGAAACCGCCAUGUCGAAAAGUUCCGGACGCGAUCGGGACAGAGAGCGCGACCGGGAGCGGGAGAGGGAGCGCGACCGGGAUCGAGAGCGCGACAGGGAUCGGGAGCGGGACAACCGGCACGAUAGUCGCAGCCGUGACUAUGACAUGGGCAAGUCCAGGAAUGGCGGUGGCGCCGGCGGCGGCGGAGGCGGUGUCGGCUCCCGGAACAUGCGCGAUGACCGGAAGCGCGGCAAGGACAUGAUCAGCGAUCGGGGAAGACGCGACGAGAAGCGGAGGAAGCGUUCCAGGUCAAAGGAUUACGAGAAGGACAAUUCGCCCCAUUACAGGCGCCUGGACAAGGAUCGUGACCGUGAUCGGGAACGCGAUCGGCAACGGGAGAAGGAUCGGGAGCGCGAGAAGGACAAGGAGCGCGAACGGGACAAGGAUCGCGAGCGUGAUCGGCAGCGAGAAAAGGAAUCGGACGGCAGGCGAGCGGCCGCAGCAGCUCCGCUGAUCAUACCAGUGCCCUCGACCAGUUCCUCCGACGAGGAGGUCGAGGAGAUCGACAAGGAGGAGCAGCAGCGCCGCCUGGAGCAGGAGAUGAUCAAGCGGCGCGAGCGCAUUGAACGCUGGCGCGCGGAACGCAAGCGGGACACCAAGGCGGCCGUCGUGGCGCCGGCGGUGGUCAAGUCCGCAAAGAAAUGGAGUCUGGAGGACGAGUCCGAGGAGGACGACAGCAAUCCCGCUCCGCCGCUGGACAGCGGGAAAAAGGACGCCGAACCCGACUCGCCGCCCUCCAAGUUCCACAGCAUACGCAAGCGCUUCGACGAUGACGUGGUCGAGUCGAAGUUCUCGCCCGUCAAGCGCCCCACCUUUAGCAAAUCAUUUGGCAAGUUGGGCAUUGGCCUGGCCACCAAAACCGAGGGGGAGAUCAAGAAGGAGCCACCGCCGGUGGACACCAAAAAGGAGAUCAAAAAGGAACCCGAACCAGUCGUGGUCAAAAUGGAGAUCGUUGAGGAGCCCACCGUCGCAGCAGAGGAGAAGGGCAAGAUGGUGCCGGAACAGCCGCAAGUGGAUGCCAAAGCGGAACCGGAAGUGAAAGAAAAGCCGCAACCCGAAGCCGAGCCAGAAGACGACAUUGAUCCACUGGAUGCCUACAUGCAGGAGGUCAACAACGAGAUGCGGCGUGUGAACAAUUUCGUCAAUCCACCCACCAAAGCGCAGGGUGUCGUCAUCCUCACUGGAGUGGCGAAAAAGAAGGCGACCACGUUGAAGAAGGGCGAGCUGAUAGAACAAAACAUGGACAGCUUGGAAUACUCCAGCGAGGAUGAACUGGAGGACAUACGUGACACGGCCGUUAAUUUGGCGAUGAAGCACCGCAAGGAGCUGGCCAAGAUCGAUCAUUCCUCGGUUACGUAUGCACCCUUCCGCAAGAAUUUCUAUGUCGAGGUGCCGGAACUGAGUCGCAUGACCGCCGGCGAUGUGGAAAAGUACCGCUCCGACCUCGAGGGCAUCCAGGUGAAGGGCAAAGGCUGUCCAAAGCCCAUCAAGACGUGGGCGCAGUGCGGCGUCAGCAAGAAAGAGAUGGACGUGCUGCGACGGCUGGGCUUCGAGAAGCCCACGCCCAUCCAGUGCCAGGCCAUACCGGCCAUCAUGUCCGGACGGGAUCUGAUAGGUAUUGCUAAAACUGGCAGUGGCAAGACGUUGGCAUUCAUUUUACCAAUGUUUAGGCACAUUCUGGACCAGCCGAGCCUGGAGGAUGGCGACGGCGCUAUCGCGAUCAUAAUGGCGCCCACUCGCGAACUCUGCAUGCAGAUUGGCAAGGACAUCCGCAAGUUUAGCAAGUCGCUGGGCCUGCGGCCAGUUUGUGUUUACGGCGGCACAGGGAUCUCCGAGCAGAUUGCCGAACUGAAGCGCGGCGCCGAGAUAAUUGUGUGCACGCCGGGUCGCAUGAUCGAUAUGCUGGCGGCGAAUUCUGGACGUGUGACGAACCUGCGUCGCGUCACCUAUGUCGUCUUGGACGAGGCAGAUCGCAUGUUCGACAUGGGCUUCGAGCCGCAGGUGAUGCGCAUCAUCGACAAUGUGCGACCGGAUCGCCAGACGGUCAUGUUCAGCGCCACGUUUCCACGGCAAAUGGAGGCGCUGGCCAGACGCAUCCUCAAGAAGCCCAUCGAGGUGAUCGUCGGCGGUCGGUCGGUGGUGUGCAAAGAUGUCGAACAGAAUGUGGUCAUUCUCAACGACGAUGCCAAGUUCUUUAAGCUGUUGGAACUGCUGGGCAUCUACCAGGAGGCGGGCAGCAUCAUUGUCUUUGUCGACAAGCAGGAGAACGCCGAUAUCCUGCUGCGCGACCUCAUGAAGGCAUCGUAUCCCUGCAUGAGCCUGCACGGCGGCAUCGAUCAGUUCGAUCGCGACUCCACCAUCAUCGACUUCAAGUCGGGCAAGGUGCGCCUGUUGAUUGCCACCUCGGUGGCUGCGCGUGGCCUGGAUGUUAAGGAUCUCAUACUGGUGGUCAACUACGAUGUGCCUAAUCACUACGAGGACUAUGUUCACAGAUGUGGUCGCACCGGUCGAGCGGGCAAAAAGGGUAGCGCCUACACGUUCAUCACGCCGGAACAAUCGCGCUAUGCCGGCGACAUUAUCCGCGCCCUGGACCUAUCGGGCACACUGAUUCCCGCCGAGCUGCAGACGCUGUGGACGGAGUACAAGGCGCUCCAGGAGGCCGAGGGCAAGACGGUGCACACGGGCGGCGGUUUCAGCGGCAAGGGUUUCAAGUUCGACGAGCAGGAGUUCAAUGCCGUCAAGGAGAGCAAGAAGCUGCAGAAGGCGGCCCUGGGACUGGCCGAUUCCGAUGAUGAGGAGGACAUCGAGCAGGAUAUUGACCAGCAGAUUGAGCAAAUCUUUGCGGCCAAGCGCACGGUUAAAGAUACUUCGGCCGCGGCCACGGCUGCGGCGGCGGCUGCUGCGGCGGCAGCUGCUGCUGCUGCGGCAGUUUCUGGUGGUAAUCCGGCACUGGCCUCGGCGGCGGCACAAGCGGCGGCAGCUGCUGCUGCUGCCAAUAUUGCCAUUGCUGCGGCGUCGGCUUCCGCAGCCGGUGGUGUUCCAAGUGUGGCCAUGGGCGGUGCUCUGAGCUCCGACAAACUGGAGCUGGCCAAACGACUGGCCUCCAAGAUCAACAGCAGCAAGAACCUGGACACCAAGGGCAGCGUGGUCACUGUGGAGCCCAUGCUCAAGGGACCGCAUGUCACGGGAGCCGCCGCACCACUGCUGACCGCUCGCACGGUGGCCGAGCAGAUGGCCGCCAAGUUGAACAACAAGCUGAACUACCAGCCCAAGGAGGAUGAGGAAGGACUGGGCCCGCUGAUGGGCGGCACAACCAACUCGUUUACCAAAUACGAGGAGGAGCUGGAGAUCAACGAUUUCCCGCAGCAGGCGCGCUGGAAGGUCACGUCCAAGGAGGCACUCGCCCAGAUCUCCGAAUACUCGGAGGCGGGUCUCACCGUGCGCGGCACGUACGUGCCGCAGGGCAAGAAUCCGCCGGAUGGCGAGCGGAAGCUCUACCUGGCCAUCGAGAGCUGCAGCGAACUGGCCGUGCAGAAGGCCAAGCGCGAGAUCACGCGGCUCAUCAAGGAGGAGCUGCUCAAGCUCAGCUCCGCCCAUCACGUCUUUAACAAGGGUCGCUACAAGGUGGUCUAGACCUGGACGCACCACUAAGCCUCCCGCUAUGAUAAGAUAUUCUACUGUGCGGAUAUUCGGAACGAGAUCAGAUAUGCAUAAGGAAGGAGUCGUCGUUUGUGGCCAAUUGGGGGCUGUACCAAAUGCCCAAACUGAUUUAAACCCAAUAAAUUAAUUGGAUACACGCA
Molecule: messenger RNA, 4055 nt
Organism: Drosophila yakuba
Lineage: Eukaryota; Metazoa; Arthropoda; Insecta; Diptera; Drosophilidae
Gene: Prp5
Product: probable ATP-dependent RNA helicase DDX46
Exons: 5
Coding region: 226-3888 (1220 amino acids)
Molecular function (GO): ATP binding; RNA binding; RNA helicase activity
Source: RefSeq, a predicted model, not a curated record